This is a messenger RNA of Mycena citricolor, 3251 nucleotides long. NCBI's taxonomy places the organism in Eukaryota, Fungi, Basidiomycota, Agaricomycetes, Agaricales, Mycenaceae. The record is from the annotation of a GenBank genome assembly.
GGCCCGGCGUCCCUCGGACCAUCUUUCAUCCAGUACUGGCCUAUUCCGGAUUCCUUCACCCGCCAGAUGGUUUCUCAUCGUCCACCCACCCCGCCACUGAUUGUCGCUCUCAUGCUCUGUCACGACUUUUAGCCGAUGCGGCCCACUGAUCUCUCGGUCUUGUCCACUUCAGUGAGGAAGCGCCGACACCAUUUCGCCACUUGCCGCGAAUAGCACCAACUUCUGAGACUUCUGCGCCCUUCUCCUUGUGCCCCAAACCUGCUAUUGUCACCCGAGCCUUGAGGCUCGUUCGUGGGAUGGUACCGGUCUUUGUGCGGAGUCUCUUGUCUCAGAUGCUCUGCCUCGUGUGCAGAAACGCUCUCACCCUCCUCCCCCGUUACCCUUCUCAUGUGCGCGUAUCGACCCCCGGGACUCGCAGGGGCAUCCGCCCCGCCUUGUCCGUUCUUCCUGAAAAACGCAUGCACGUUCGGCGACAAAUGUCGCAAAUCCCAUACGCUCCGCUCUUCCACUCCCCUCGCUAGUCGCGUCCUAUCCCAGACCAACGAAGCCCCAGCUGCGCUCCCAUGCCCCCAUUUCUUACGCGGGGUGUGUCGUUUUGGCGAUCUGUGCACCAAAUCGCACGCCGACCUGCUGAGCUCGACGGCGGCGCCCCCGGAGGUGUGCACACACCAUCUGCGCAGGGCGUGUCGCUUCGGCGAGCGGUGCUUAAAAUCGCAUGCAGUGCCCAUGUGGGCACCAUCCCCUACUGCUGAAGUCACGCGUCGAAGCCUCCUUGCCAGUUCUUCGCAAGGGGGAGUUGUAUGAAAGGGACGAAAUGCACGUUUUUGCAUGCUGCUCCUGCUGCUGCUGUGGCCCGUGAGAAUGAAGGUGCUGAGGUGUUGAAUUGGAGAGUGGGCCCUGCCCUGUUGGGGCCCAAUCUCACUCCCGAUCCUGAUCCCAGCUCCAGUCCUCAUCCUCCCAUUUCCAAUCGCACCACAUCGCCCUCUGGGUCCACGCAUCCGGAUGCCAUCAGCUCCGACCUGACACACGAAACCACCGAACGCGUGUUGUACAAUUGCAGCGUCACAUUCGGCGCAGGCGGCUCGGUCACUCAGGUGGUCACGCCUUUCGAUGCCUGUCGCAUCAGAGUCUCCGGGAUCCCUUCGCUCACCGACGCAGAGAUUUCGGCUCAAAUCGCAACGGUGUUGGCGAAUCACGGCGGUGCACAACUGCAAAUACAAUGGUUCGGAGCUGACGCGCAUCCGAUUGCGAUUGCAGACUUUACCAACCCCGCUGCCGCCGCGGCAGCCGUCGGGGAACUUGAAAGGAUCACAUUCGGGGAGGUGGAGGGUGGGACUAACCUGGUGUGCGCAUUGGAGAGAACGGGGGCAAAGUUGUCGGUGACGGGCGGUGCUGAGGAGAGAGGAUUCUUCCGGGGCCGAAAAGUCAAGCUGACGUGGUAUGGACGACGGAUGUCUGCGUUUGCGAACUACUCGUCCGACGCUACGGCAAAGAACAAGUGCGAAGAGCUGCACGGCAAGGUUUAUUGUGGCCAUACGAUUUCUGCGACGUACCGGCCCAUUCAGGCUGUCGCUCGCCGAAUUCGAGGAGGGAUGUUUUCCAGUGUGAUCUCCGUCCCUUCUCGUUCGUUCACCGUGAUGCUACGCAACCUGCCGAUGGACGUCGACGAGCGAUCGCUGAAGUGCUUCUGUGAUGCCGACAGCGUUGGAUUUGAUCCUCCACGAUGCCCAGAAAACGUGCACUACGAACUGAUGGAUGUGCUGGAGCGGUUCGGGGCCGUCGAUACCCUGGACGUCUUGCCGAUGACGAAGACGAGCUCGAAGGUGUCUGCGUUUGCCCAGUUCCACACUGAAGCGGGUGCCACCGCCGCUGAAGCCGGUUUGCGUCCCAACCCGCCCGCGUUCUUCGGCAAAUCGCCCUUCUUCAUCGAGCGCACUCUGUCCGUCAAAUACAACCGGAUCCCCGCGACUCUGUUCGCCAAAAUCCGCGGGCCGGUGGAUUUGCUGGCGGGUGUGUAUCCUGAGAUGAUCAAGUACUAUCUCGGAGAAGCGGAGCACUCGGAUCCGGUUGUCCUGGUCCUGCAUAGCACCGACUCGAAGCGACUUGCUAAGGUCAAGAGCGAGGUGGACCGGAUCGUGCAGGGAGAGCUGCUCAUCCAAGACGGAUCCAAGUUCUGGGUCCCUUUCUUCGAGACACAGACCGGACUCCAGUUCAUCGAGGACAUGUACCUCCACCACGGUGUCUUCGUUCGAUGUGACCCGCGGACCCGCACUGCUCGGAUGUUCGGAUCUGAGGAAGAAAGGGCUCGCGCACGCAAGUUGAUUGAGCAGAAAGUCGCAAAACUGAAAGCGCAGAGACACGAGAUUCCGCUGAAACGCGAGUUGAUUCGGAUCCUUCUCAGGGGCGACCUGAAGCAGCUGCAGACUGCCGUGGACCCGCAACAGGAACGACUCGUUCUCGAUGUCGUCGCUCUCAAGAUCAUGCUUGAUGGAGAUGCGGGCCACGUCGGCCGAUUGCGCACGGCGCUGAAUGCUCUGGAUGGGACCAUUGCGAAAGACGCAGGACCCAUCUUGGACCUCAGCUGCCCCGUGUGUCUCUGCGACAUAGAGGAUGCGGUGCAGCUCGAUUGCGGACAUGCCUACUGUCGGACCUGCAUCCAACAUUACAUCAAGCCCGCAAGCGGCACUGAAUUUACUCCUCGGCUUUGCGUCGCAGGGAGCUUUUCUGACGGCGGCAAAUCGAUCCCAUGCAGCCACGCCAUACCGUACCGAACGAUCCGGUCUCUGCUCGAUGCAGGCGCCGAAGACGAGCUUCUUCUGACCUCGUUUCUGACACACAUCAACACUCGUCCGCAACAAUUCCAGUACUGUCCGUCGGCCGACUGCCAGAUGGUCUACCCGAUCGGGAUCGACUCGGACGAGGAGAACGCAGCGAUCCAAUGUCCGUCGUGUCUCGCGCGCAUCUGCACCACCUGCAAAAUCGAGUGGCACGAUGACCUCACCUGCGCCGAACACAAAGACAAUCUCACCGGCAACACCGCUCUGCUGAAUCAGUGGCGAGCCGAGCACGAGGUCAAGCAGUGCCCGAACUGCCAUGCUGAUAUCGAGAAGGACGGGGGCUGCAAUCACAUGCAGUGUGUGCUUUGUCGGACGCACAUUUGCUGGAUUUGUAUGGAGACUUUCCGCGAUGGAGAUGGGAAACUGGGUAUCUAUCCCCAUCUGAGAAGAGUCCAUGGCGGUCACGGGGGUUAG